This is a messenger RNA of Pelobates fuscus (common spadefoot toad), 2873 nucleotides long. Its product is annotated as oocyte zinc finger protein XlCOF7.1-like. The transcript has 4 exons. Gene Ontology annotation, biological process: regulation of DNA-templated transcription. NCBI's taxonomy places the organism in Eukaryota, Metazoa, Chordata, Amphibia, Anura, Pelobatidae. Bases 38 to 1846 code for a protein of 602 amino acids. The record is from RefSeq and is a predicted model, not a curated record.
UCCAAAGUGGUGCUGGCUGACACCAGAAACAUUGGAAAUGGACCAACCUUGGAUCACAGAGAGUAUACUAAAAAUGACACUGGAGAUCAUCCACUUGAUGACUGGAGAGGAUUUAAUUGUUGUGAAGAAACCUGGUGACCGUGCUGCAAACAGCCCAACCAUGGAGGUUGAUGUGAAAAAAAAUGAAGAAAAAGUUUUGGAAUUAGCAAAUAAGAUCAUUCAACUGCUAACCGGACAGGUUAUAAUAAACACUGGAGAUGUUGCCGUUUAUUUCACACUGGAAGAAUGGGAUUAUCUUAUAAAAAAUCAGCAUCUAUACAGGGAUGUGAUGCAGAGUGAUUCGUUACUUGGCUCACUGGGCGGAUUGAAAUGCAGAAACAGAAAGAGAGGAAUUUACCAAGCUAAUUUGUCCUCCAAUAACUUAAUUGAAGAUAUAAAGGAUGCCAAAAUGAAUUUGGAUACAAAAUGUUUCAGAACUCAAAAAACAAGUACAAGUAAACAAAAAUCUGAAUUGUAUGUGAAAGAAAAUCCUGUAGAUAUUGCCAAUGAUAAACCUGGAUCACUCCAUUCUACUCACAUCAAUGAAAUUUCACUCUCGAGUAAUAUUAGAGAUUCUAAUAUCCAUACAACCAUAGAACAGACAUCUAUUUGUAUAAGCCAGGAUGCAGCCUUGUGCGACAAAGUAAAACCUCCCGAACCUAACAGAUAUAUACCUACAGAUCAUGUGCUGGCAGAAUACAUUAAAGAUGAAUCUAUCUCCUACAAAGAAAAUUAUUUCACAGACCUUUACAGUUCCACAGAACGCACAACUCGUCUUAUUGGGGAAUCAUUGCAGGCUGAAGGAAAUAUCAACUUAAACAAACGUGCAGCUACAGAACAUAUACAGGCAAACAUUAGCACAAUUAAAGAAGAACCAGGAUUAUGGGAUAAAGAAUAUAGCACAGGCACUGCCACUUACACAAGUGUACCACAGAUAGCAUAUAAAACUAAUCCUAUUAAGGAGAGCUCUCCCAUACAUAAAGGAUUUAUCAUUUUUACAAACCCUAAUGCACAUCCACUUGUUGAACAUAACUCUACCUCCCAUAAACAUCACAAGGCACAUGCUACUUAUACUCCUCCAGAAGGUGAAAAAAAACAAUCAGAUCUACAUUCAAGGGAGGAAAUCAACACAGGCAUCUUUGCAAAAAUUCUGCCCAACUUAUCAAUAAAAAAAUGCAAGAACUGUGGUCAAAGCUUUAAUAGUAGUUCCACCUAUACAAAUCACCAAGGAUCAAGCACCAACCACAACUGCUGUUAUUAUCAGAAGCAUGUUAUUAGUAAUGUAGAACUUCUCAAACAGCCAUCCACUAGCUCAGAGAAGAACCCUCUUAAUUGCUCAGAAUAUGGGAAAUGUUUUUCUUCAGAUGAAAAACUUGUUAAGCAUCAGUGGGAUCACUUUAAUACAAAUAAAUUAUCUUGUUCUAAAUGUGGAAAACACUGCAUUUCGGAAUCUGAACUUCUAACACAUCAGAAAAUUCAUACAAGCACUAAAAUGUCUGUGGGCUCGGAUUGUGGAAAAGUGUUGACCCAAAGAGUAAACCUUGGUAAACAUAUGAGAUCUCAUCCAGACGGCAAAUAUUUUUUUUAUAAAUUUGACCUUAUUCCACAGAAUAAGCUUCACCAAGGAAAAAAGUACAUGUGUUCUGAAUGUGGAAAAUAUUUCACUUCUGAGGCAUUUCUUAUUAGACAUCAAAAGUGUCACUUGGCGAUCAAGCCAUUCUCAUGCUCUGAAUGUGGAAAAUGUUUUCAAAGAAGUGGAAACUUUCUAAAACAUUGCAGCACUCACACCAAAUAUCUGGAAGUGUAGGGUAGUUUAACAUCAUCAUAAUUAUUAUUAAUCUUUUAUAUAUUUGGAGGAACCGGUUUACUCUAACACCAUGACCACUUCUGUGUUUAGUUGUGAUCAUGAUGCAAGGAGUAUGUAAACAAAUGUGGGUGAACGUUGAAAGCUUUACUCGGCAAGUCAAAAAUCUUCUUGUUACACCUGGGAUAAAGCAGAUACAGAAAAAAAUGAGCUUGCCCUACAUGUCAAGGAUUAUUUCAGGAAAGAUAACGAAAGUUCUUAAGGAGGAGCUUCCGGCUCUUUUGGGACCGCAUGUAAGAAGUUCGACCAUUAUAAAAUGGUUUAGCUGCUUACAAUAGGGGUGUAAAUCCUGACACCUCUUUAGUGGUUAUGGUAUUUGGAAUGUUCCUUUUUUAAAUUAAGAAGUGAUGUAAUAUAUUAACAACUUGACAAACAGAAACCAAUACUCUGAGUUUUGAGAAGCUGUGCAAGCUUCUAAUCUAAAAUGGAAAGAACGUAUAAAACACCAGAUGUGUGCACAGUAUGCAGAAGCCUAAAUGUGCUUACUGAUAAUGUUGUUAAUACCACCCAUAUUCCUAUAAUAACCCCUGUUUAAUCAACAUAUUUCUUCUGUUUUCAAAGAGGUGGUGAGGAAGGGAGUGAACUGGAGAAUGCAUGGUGGUGAAUUCUAGAAAUGUGAAUAUCUAACUAGCUCUUAAUUUCUUUGCAGAAGAGUCACUAAAAUACCUCCCUUUAUACAUUAGGUGGCAGUUUUAAUUUACUGGAGUUUUCUUUUCCUGGCAAUUUCCAUGACCGCACCAAUAAUGGGUUAUAUCCUCACUCUGCAGUCAGGACAGGAAGUAUAAAUGAACAAAUGUUAAGAAAUACCCUUCCCUCGGUAAAAGCCUUUGUCUUCUUAUAAAGCCUCCACUGACAAAUGGGAAGUCAAUCCUGCCAUGUAAAUGACCAAGGAAAGAAAAUCUGGUAAGUAUGGUUAAGAAUUUCCUGGCCAACAUGGCAGCAUCUCUAAUGGGCGAUCCUUAAGCCAAGA